Messenger RNA from Helicoverpa zea (corn earworm), 2258 nucleotides. RefSeq names its product ruvB-like helicase 1 (gene pont). The record is from RefSeq and is a predicted model, not a curated record. Bases 116 to 1486 code for a protein of 456 amino acids. Gene Ontology annotation, cellular component: Swr1 complex; R2TP complex; Ino80 complex. Gene Ontology annotation, molecular function: ATP binding; ATP hydrolysis activity; DNA helicase activity. The transcript has 10 exons. Lineage: Eukaryota; Metazoa; Arthropoda; Insecta; Lepidoptera; Noctuidae. Gene Ontology annotation, biological process: box C/D snoRNP assembly; regulation of transcription by RNA polymerase II; chromatin remodeling.
AGUUCAUUUCAUUCAUUCAUCAGUGUAGUUUGUUGUGGUUUGUGGUGCGGUGCCGUGCACAACGAUUAAUUUCUUUAUUCUUUUACUUCACACGAAUACUACAUAGAUAUACAAGAUGAAGAUUGAGGAAGUGAAAAGUACCGCUAAAACCCAAAGAAUAUCAGCACACAGUCAUAUAAAAGGAUUAGGCUUGGAUGAAAAUGGAGUUCCUAUUCAAAUGGCAGCCGGUCUCGUGGGGCAAGAAUCUGCGAGAGAGGCUGCAGGAAUAGUAGUGGACAUGAUCAGGAGCAAGAAGAUGGCUGGCCGAGCCUUGCUGCUGGCUGGGCCACCGGGGACAGGCAAAACUGCGAUUGCUUUAGCUAUAGCACAGGACCUGGGUACUAAAGUGCCAUUUUGCCCAAUGGUAGGCAGUGAAGUCUACAGUACUGAAAUUAAGAAAACUGAGGUGCUUAUGGAGAAUUUCCGGCGUGCCAUAGGCCUACGUAUCCGUGAGACCAAAGAAGUUUAUGAGGGAGAAGUCACUGAACUCACACCUGUAGAAACCGAAAAUGCAGCUGGAGGUUAUGGCAAGACAGUGUCUCAUGUUAUCAUUGGGCUGAAGACAGCCAAAGGCACGAAGUCGCUGAAGUUGGACCCCACCAUUUAUGAAUCACUGCAGAAGGAGAAGGUGGAAGUCGGUGAUGUUAUCUACAUUGAGGCCAACUCUGGUGCUGUCAAGAGGCAGGGAAGAAGUGAUACUUUUGCCACCGAGUUUGAUCUUGAGGCUGAAGAAUAUGUUCCACUACCAAAAGGCGAAGUUCACAAAAAGAAGGAAGUAGUCCAGGACGUGACACUGCAUGACUUGGACUGUGCCAACGCCAAGCCUCAGGGCGGACAGGAUAUCAUGUCCAUGAUGGGGCAGCUCAUGAAACCAAAGAAGACUGAGAUAACUGAUAAGCUGAGGAAAGAAAUCAACAAAGUAGUAAACAAAUACAUAGACCAAGGAAUAGCUGAAUUGGUACCUGGGGUUCUUUUCAUAGAUGAGGUUCACAUGCUAGACAUCGAAACAUUCACGUAUCUGCAUCGAGCUCUCGAGUCAGCUAUUGCACCAAUAGUCAUCUUUGCUACUAAUAGAGGAAAAUGCCAAAUUAGAGGGACUGAAGACAUUAUUUCACCACAUGGAAUCCCACUGGAUCUUCUCGACAGAUUACUCAUCAUUCGUACUUUACCAUACAACAAAGCUGAACUUUUGCAGAUCUUGAAACUCCGUGCGGCGACUGAAGGAAUAGCUAUUGAAGAGGAGGCUCUUACUGCUCUAUCUGAAGUAGGCGCCAACAGUACUCUGAGGUAUGCAGCCCAACUCCUGACCCCAGCAUCACUGGCAGCCCGCGCCGACGGUUCUCAACGCAUCACUCCAGCCCACAUCACGUCUGUGCACACUCUAUUCCUCGACGCCAAGUCCUCAGCCCGUAUCCUCACCCAGCAUUCCGAUAAGUACAUGAAGUAAACCUAGUCAACAAGGAAAAGCUAGCAAAUGGAGUGCUUAGGAUCAAGACAAGGAAAAGAUUUUACUGGUAUGGUGCCUAUUUAGUUAUGCGGGUAGAUAAAAAGGAAAAAUCUAUUGAAUUUAGUCCAAGUGUAAGGAAUGAUGAUUGUUAUUUAAGAAAAAUCUUGUCCUUGUUUUGAUGUAAUGUGUGUAGCCGCGACAGUUGAUUUUCGGCUCUAAUUUGGGAAAUGAUAAGCUCUGGAAUCAAAGUUGUCAUACAAUGACACGAAUGUAUGCGGGUGAACACUCCAUUUGUUGUUGCUUCUGUGUCCUUUGAAGAACAAUCAACUUCUGUAAGUUAACUGCAUGAAAUCGUUUUAAGGAGUGGUAUUAUCGAUAUAUAAUGAUAACCAUUAAAAGUGUGCAGUCAAUUUAUGGAUAUCAAGAUGAAUUUCUCACGUAUAUUUACCUACUACUAUAAUAAUCAUAUACUAGCGACUUGUCAGUAUUGUACUGCAACAUUAUUCCCAUUUAGAAUUCUCAUGUUUCCAUUAAUUUUAGUUUGACACUAUUCAUGUGAUAUUUAAUUAACUGAUAGCAUGUAACAAUAAGUUUUGAAUCAAAUAUGAUAGCAUUAAUUCUGAAUGUUCUUAAGAUAAGAGAACAAUGUUUUUGUUUUGUAUUCAGGAAGAGCACUUUAGUUCGAUGAUUGUUCCACCGAUGUUACAUAAUAUGCGGAAGUUCAAGAAAAAGUGUGGAAUUGUAUAAUAAAUAAGUUUUUAUUUUAUAAAAA